AUGCCGCCGAAGUUUGUUGAAGGAACGGCGCAUAUUUCUGCGAGUGAUAUCAAAGACUCGGCUGCUGCUGAGGCGGCUGCCGCUGGUCCCGAACAGGAGAUGAAGGCUGCCCUCUUUGACGAGGCGCAGCUCCUGUCAACCGGUGACAAGAAGGCUGCGGUCGAACUUACGAACCUCGUCAAGAUCGAAGGCCCCUCGGCCUUGCGUAAUCUCGGUAUUGAGGACGUAAUUAAGAAGGGCCUCAGUGACAAGAAGAACGUGCACGGCCGCGAAGGUGCGUGUAUGCUCGUCAUGACCCUCUUUGACGAGGGUGUUGGUCACGAGGUCGAGCCAUUCAUUAUGAACGGUGUAUUCGAGACGUUGGCUGAAGCUAUGGGUGACAAGGAAAAGACGGUCCGUCAGCGUGCAGAGGAUGCACUGCUCUUGGUCAUCCGCAACAUGUCGACAUGGGGUGUGCCCCAGGUGCUGCGUGCGCUGCUGCACCAGAUGCGCACAGCCGGCAAGUGGCAGGUGAAGACGGGUUGCAUUCGCUUGCUCGAAGAGCUGAUUCAGAUCUCGCCUGAGAUUGUUGCUCGUCUGAUGACCGACAUUAUUCCUGUGAUGGCCGAAGUCAUCUGGGACACGAAGAGUGAUGUGCAGAAGGCGUCGCGUGCUGCUUUGGAGAAGCUCUGUGCGCUCGUGUCAAACAAGGAUAUUGAGCGAUUCAUUCCUGCGCUGAUCCAGUCGCUGAUUCAUCCUGUUGAGGAGGUGCCAAAGACGAUCCAGCUCCUCUCUGCGACGACGUUCGUGCAAGAGGUCGACUCGCCGACACUGGCUCUCAUGACGCCACUGCUUUCGCGUGGUCUCACAGAGCGCCCAACUGCUACGAAGCGUAAGGUUGCUGUCAUUAUUGACAACAUGUCGAAGCUUGUCGACAACGAGCGCACUGUGCGACCAUUCCUGCCAAAACUGCUGCCCGGCUUGAUCAAGAUUGAGACAACUGUGUCAGACCCAGAGGCACGCAGUGUCGUUCAGCGUGCGAUCAAUACGCUCCGCCAGGUCGGCAAGGUCACGGGUGAUGGCUCGGACGUGAAGCCGAUCGAGGACGUCGAUUUGUCCAAGACCAUUGAGCUCGUGAACGAACAGCUGAAGAAGAACGGCCUUUCUGGCCCUGAUACGCUUGUGCACUACGUGGCACAGCUCGUCACAAACCUUGCCAACUUCCGCAUGUUUGAGCCAGAUGAGUGGGAGGGCACGCUCUCGCGGUACCUGAGCCUCUUCCGUCCUUCAAGCCAGGAGAAGUCGCACACUAUUGUGCAUGAAUUGCUCCGCAUGCUCGCCAAGAGCACCGGCGAGGAGGUUGAAGUGUUUGACGACGAGGAAGAGGGCGAGGACUUGUGUAACUGUCAGUUCUCGUUGGCCUAUGGUGCCAAGAUUUUGCUGAACACGGCAACGCUGCGUCUCAAGCGAGGCCACCGUUACGGUCUGUGUGGACGUAACGGUUCGGGUAAGUCGACGCUUAUGCGUGCUAUCCAGAAUGGUCAGGUCGAAGGUUUCCCAUCGCCUGAGGAGGUGCGUACGUGGUACGUGGAGCAUGACCUUGAUGGCUCCGAGGGCGACAUUUCGAUCAUCGACUUCAUCCAGUCUGACAAGCGCCUGAACGUUGACCGCGAGACUGCUGCCGCUACCCUCAAGGAGAUGGGCUUCGAUGAGCAACGUCAGGCCGGCCCUAUCACAGCCCUGUCGGGUGGUUGGAAGAUGAAGCUCGCCCUUGCGCGUGCCGUGCUGUUCAAGGCUGACAUCCUGUUGUUGGAUGAGCCGACGAACCACUUGGAUGUAAUUAACGUGGCGUGGAUCACAAACUACCUGAAGCAGACAAGUGCUACGUCGAUCAUUGUGUCUCACGAUUCCAAGUUCCUCAAUGACGUAUGUACGGACAUUCUGCACCUGAACCGCUUCAAGAUCAAGCGAUACCCAGGCAACCUGGAUGCCUUCGUGAAGCGUGUGCCGGAAGCACGUGCAUACGUGGAGCUGAACUCGGGCGAGGACUACUCGUUCAAGCUGCCAAACCCGCCGCUGCUGGAUGGUGUGAAGACGAAGGAGAAGUCGCUCGUGAAGAUGAGGGACGUCGUGUUCCAAUACCCGAACACCCCGGCUCCUCAGCUGCGUGGUGUCUCGAUGCAGCUGUCGCUGUCGUCGCGUGUGGCUGUGCUGGGUCCUAACGGUUCUGGCAAGUCGACUCUGGUCAAGCUCGUUGUUGGUGACACGGAGCCGAACGAGGGCGAACUGUGGAAGCACCCGAACUUGGUCAUUGGUUACGUUGCGCAGCACGCGUUCCAUCAUAUUGACCAGCACCUUGACAAGACGCCGCUAGAGUACAUGCUCUGGCGUUACCAGACUGGUGAGGACCUCGAGGAGCACAUGAAGGCGACCCGUCAGCUCACGCCUGAGGAAGAGGAGGCAAUGAAGCACGGUGCCAUCUACGAGCACGAGGGUGUGAAGCGUGUGAUUGAAGACAUUGUCGGCCGUAAGAAGUUGAAGAACUCGUUCCAGUACGAGGUGUCAUUCAAGAACAUGAGUUCGGCCGACAACCUGUGGCUGAGCCGUGACGAGCUGAUGCGCCGCGGUUUCGAAAAGAAGAUCAUGCAGGUCGACUCGCGUGAGGCGCAGAAGGCUGGUAUGCUUCGUCCUCUUGUGCGUCGCGAGAUUGAGAAGCACUUUGAAGACUUUGGUCUCGAGCGCGAGUUUACCUCGCACAACACCAUGCGUGGCCUUUCGGGUGGUCAGAAGGUCAAGGUUGUGCUGGGUGCUGCCACCUGGCGUAUGCCGCACAUCAUUGUGCUGGAUGAGCCGACGAACUUCUUGGACCGUGAGUCGCUCGCUGCGCUGAUUGCCGCCAUCCAGAGCUUCGAAGGUGGUGUUGCGAUCAUUACGCACUCGCAGGAGUUCUCGGAGGGUACCUGCAAGGAAAUCUGGCGUAUGCAGGACGGUACGCUGCACGCCUCAGGCCACAACUGGGUCGAAGGCCAGGGCUCUGGUGAGCGUAUCGACAAGAAGAAGAACGACGAGGAAGAAGUCAAGUACGAUGCUCUCGGUAACAAGAUCGUUGAGGAGAAGAAGAAGAAGAAGCUGACCUCGUCUGAGGCCCGUAAGGCCAAGAAGGACCGUAUGGCUCGCCGCAAGCGUGGUGAGGAAGUGUUCUCUGACGAGGAGCUUUAA
Molecule: messenger RNA, 3198 nt
Organism: Malassezia globosa CBS 7966
Lineage: Eukaryota; Fungi; Basidiomycota; Malasseziomycetes; Malasseziales; Malasseziaceae
Exons: 1
Coding region: 1-3198 (1065 amino acids)
Molecular function (GO): ATP hydrolysis activity; ATP binding; translation elongation factor activity
Source: RefSeq, a predicted model, not a curated record